AUGGGUGGUUCAUCGGCAUCUGACAUUGAACCAUUUAACAUUGAAAAGUAUAAGGACGAUGAGGACGAAGAGGGAUAUGGAGAGGAAUAUGGAGAGGAUGUACCUCUUCCACCUGUCGACAAUUCCUUUCGGAAGAGAAUACGCAAACACAAGAUUACUCCGCAGGAAACCAUGUUCCUUAUUGGUGCUGGUGUGGCCGUUGUCAUCGUGCUCUUUUUCGCCGUCUCGAUUGGCACCGAACAUCUGGCAGCAAAAGAUACUGUGGAACUAUUUGGUACAAGCUAUUCUAUCGCCAGUACCACAGCUCUGAAUCGUGUUUCUUCGGGUCUUACUGGUACCAUUCCAACCCUGAUUGGACUGUUGACUGCUGUGACCAGCAUUUCAAUUGGAGGAAAUGAAUUUUCAGGGACCAUCCCAACCGAAGUAGGCUUGCUUUCCAAUUUGGUCAGCCUCAAAAUUCAAAGAAACCAGUUCACCGGAAAGCUUCCCUCUGACGUGGGAUUGCUAACCAGGUUGACAGACUUGGUUUUGAAUGACAACCAAAUUGAGUAUCUACCAUCGGAAAUUGGAAAAAUGAUGGCAUUGAACCGCUUGUAUCUCAACAACAAUGAGAUUUCGGGAAAUAUCCCUUCAGAAGCAGGGCUCCUAAAAUCCUUGAUAAAUUUGUACCUCCAGGAGAAUCAUUUCCGCGAAGCAGUUCCAACCGAACUUGGACAGUUGACUGUACUAAAUGGCCUAAUCAUGCACAGCACCAAAAUAUCAGGACACGUGCCCUCAGAGCUGGGGCUUGUGACAACAAUGUCCAAGUUGCUUCUUUAUGACACUCUCUUGUCCGGUCCUCUGCCUUCGGAGAUUGGCUUGCUGACAGGCUUGAAUGACAUGUCCCUCCAGGAUACACAAAUCACAGGCUCUGUUCCUGACAGCUUGUGUGCCAACGCGCAUUUGUCUUGGAUUAUGGUGGACUGCCCCCCAGGGCCCUUUGCUAUGGAAUGCACAUGCGACAAGUGCAAAUGUGGAGCUCCUUCCAAAGAAUUACCACCAGCAGAAGCUGUGAAACCGGCCUCUCCAGCGGAAUCAGAAUCACCCCAAACAGCACCCCAAACUGUGGAACUGUUUGAUGUCUCCACUGUCAGUUUGGGUGAAAACAAGUUCACCGGAACGGUGCCUUCGCAGAUUGCACAGUGGACCAAAUUGACCAACUUGCAACUGUAUUCGAAUUGGUUGUCAGGCAGUGUGCCCUCCAGUCUUUGCGCAGUCAAAGAAUUGGGAAAUAUUCGUGUUGACUGUCCCCCAGAUCCCUAUGUUGUGAAUUGCCCAUGUUAUGGUGUAUGUAGAUGCGGUCAUCCCUAA
Messenger RNA from Seminavis robusta, 1350 nucleotides. NCBI's taxonomy places the organism in Eukaryota, Bacillariophyta, Bacillariophyceae, Naviculales, Naviculaceae. The record is from the annotation of a GenBank genome assembly.